ACAAGCCAACGGAAUCUUGCCAGUCUCCAACCCCCAAACACAGCAUGAAUCUCUCCUCCUCCGUAUGUCGCCACCACUCUCCUCCCUCAUCGCCGGAGAACUUAAUUUCUAAUUUUAAAGCUUUUGCACUUCCGAGCUACCCGAUUAAUCCGAUUCUUACCAAGAAAAACAUUGGAUAUGAUAAUCUUCGGAAAUCACGGCCUUCAGUCCACUCCAAUUCCAUCAUCGUUAGUUCUUAUGGAGGAGACAGAAAAGCCUACGACGCCACUUCAGAGUCGUCUCCGGCGAAGAAGCUACGACAACUACUUGAUUCUCCCGGAAUUCAUCAAGGCCCUGCUUGUUUUAAUGCUCUCAGCGCCAAGCUUGUAGAGAGAGCUGGCUUUCAGUUCUGCUUCACGACUGGUUUUGGAAUAUCGGCUGCUCGAUUAGGCUUGCCAGAUACCGGACUAAUAUCUUACGGAGAAAUGGUGGAGCAAGGGCAACAAAUUACAGAAGCUGUAUCCAUUCCAGUGAUCGGCGAUGGUGAUAACGGAUAUGGAAACGCCAUGAACAUGAAGAGAACUGUGAAGGGAUACAUCAAAGCAGGAUUUGCAGGAAUAAUUCUCGAAGAUCAGGUAUCCCCAAAAGCUUGUGGUCAUACACAAGGAAGGAAAGUGGUAUCUAGAGAAGAAGCUGUGAUGAAGAUAAAAGCAGCUGUUGAUGCUCGGAAAGAGAGUGGUUGUGACAUUGUUAUUGUAGCAAGAACAGAUUCACGUCAAGCAUUGUCCUUAGAAGAAGCUCUUUGGAGAUCAAGAGCUUUUGCUGAUGCAGGAGCUGAUGUACUUUUCAUUGAUGCACUUGCUUCAAAAGAAGAGAUGAAAGCAUUCUGUGAAAUCUCUCCUGGAGUUCCUAAAAUGGCUAAUAUGCUUGAAGGUGGAGGGAAAACACCAAUACUGACUCCUUUAGAACUUGAGGAGAUAGGAUAUAAACUUAUAGCUUAUCCUCUUUCUUUGUUGGGUGUAUCCAUUCGUGCCAUGGAUGAUGCAUUGGUGGCUAUUAAGGGAGGGCGUGUUCCUUCUCCUGCAAGCAUGCCAUCAUUUGAAGAAGUCAAAGAAAUCUUGGGUUUCAACACCUAUUAUGAAGAAGAAAAACUUUAUGCUACUAAGAACACUCAACCUGUGUGGCAAACAGGUGGCGGAAAUCCGUAUGGUAUUAGAAGAUGGGGUCAAGAUGAUAAAGAGCAGACAGGUGAAGGUGAAGAAGCAUCGAAGCCUGUUGUUGAACUGAUGAAUCCAGAUAUGUAUAAGUAUGGUGGAGGAGGUUCAAAUGAUCCUUUCUCAGGGAUCUGGUCUCGUUCUUUAAGAGUCAAAAUCACUGGGCGAGAUGGCUUUGAGAAACUUGAUAUCCGAAUUCCUGCUGGUUUUCUGGAUGGCAUCACGAAUAUUGUCCCAGCUUUGGGAGGAGUAAACAUAAAGGCAUUGCUAGAUGAUGUAUCAUUUGAAGUGGGAGGAAAGCUGUUGCUAGAUUUUAAAGAUUCAAUGGGUGACAGGAUACAAGUCUUUCUGGAGUAAAAUAUGUUUAUCCUUCUUUUAAACAAACUAAAUUACUUACUAGUUUUGGUGCCCAUUUUACGUCAUUCUGAUUGAAUACACAUAUUGUUUGCUCUUA
Messenger RNA from Lactuca sativa (garden lettuce), 1647 nucleotides. RefSeq lists its product as uncharacterized. Gene Ontology annotation, molecular function: catalytic activity. NCBI's taxonomy places the organism in Eukaryota, Viridiplantae, Streptophyta, Magnoliopsida, Asterales, Asteraceae. The record is from RefSeq and is a predicted model, not a curated record.